UGUGUCGAGGGGCGGCGACGCGGGAGCCCGCAGUCAUGCUGAGAACCUCAGCGGAGUCAGUGGACACACGUCGCGAAGGUUUUCAUCGUUGCGAGAAAAAAUCGUUGCGUGACAAUUUGUCCAAAAAACUUAUGUUGAGGACAGGGCGCGACAACAACACAGAAUACGGCUGUGAAUACGAGACGAGAUGGUUAUUAUAACGACGCGCCAAUCGAAGCGAUAAUAAAUAUUGUAGUUACAUGAGGAUACUGAAAUUUAUUUUACACACCUAUACUAUACGUUCAGUGCAGUGUAUUAUAUUUUCAUGUGUUGUAGAAACAACUAGUGAUUACAAUUCAGCUCCGUUAGCACUUGAACAGUGGAUUACUCUACGUCACGAAGAUUGCUGCGAUAACUUGGCCGGUGAAAUUCGGCCAGUCGACGUCGACAACGACGCAUUCAGUGGCGGCGUCUGCAGCGGGUAGUGCCCGCCGCGUGGAUGGUGGCGGGCGAAUGGGGCUAUGCGCCGGCGUCGGCCACCCCCGCCAUGAACGCUUUCCUCGAGACCAACCACGCGCAUCUUGCCUCCUAUGGGCUGAAAAUGUCGCCGCAGCCGGGGUGCGGCGUCGACGCCCAACAUCGAGUGGCCGCGCCGCAUCCGCCGCCUCCACACCACCCUCCACACUACCAACCUUAUCCGCUGCAUUCGUACCAAACAGGAUAUUUACGAGAGUACGGUGGCUGCGGGGAGCUGUUUCCCCAGCAGCCACUGGAGCAGAGCUGGGACUGGCGAGGCGAUGUUCAUUAUCAAGGCGGUGCACCGCCGCUUGUCCCACACGCCCACGCCCACGCACCACACGCGUUCCUCCGAUAUGUGCGCGCACCGCCGCGGCGUGACAUGCGCUGUCAGUGGCUUGAUCCUGAACAACCACCGCCGCGAAAAAUGUGCAACAAACUAUUCUCGAGUAUGCAUGAGAUCGUGACGCAUUUGACUGUGGAACAUGUAGGCGGGCCCGAGUGUACGACGCACGCGUGCUUCUGGCAGGGCUGCUCGCGAAACGGCCGACCGUUCAAAGCGAAAUACAAACUAGUGAAUCAUAUUCGCGUGCAUACCGGUGAGAAGCCAUUUCCCUGUCCGUUCCCUGGAUGUGGUAAAGUGUUCGCGCGAUCAGAAAACCUUAAGAUACACAAGAGGACACAUACUGGUGAGAAGCCAUUCAAAUGUGAGUAUGCUGGCUGCGACCGAAGAUUUGCGAACUCAUCGGAUAGAAAAAAACAUUCGCAUGUCCACACGUCGGAUAAACCUUAUAACUGUCGCGUCCAUGGCUGCGAUAAGUCGUACACGCACCCAUCGUCUCUACGGAAACAUAUGAAGGUGCACGGUGCCACUGGGGACGCCUCGCCGCGGUACGACAGUGACGGAGACGAUUCCUCCUCGGCUGGCAGUGUUAGUGUAACAGCCGGUGCAGCCAGUCCUGUUGCUCCUCCUCCUCCACCAAUUACGUCAGGCCCAACGCACCACCCACACCAUCAUCCUUCUAUAGCAGAUAAAUUAGAAAGCCUAAACGAAAAGUACCUCAACCCACAUGACCAAAAACCAUACGAACGCCCACCGGCUCCACCUCAUCAACAUCAAUCUCCGCAUUUAACAAAUAUCGGAGGAAAUGGUGUAAUGGACAAUAAAAUAGGUUUCGGCGGUCACUGGAGCCAGUUCCAGCAGCCGGCGGCGACGAUGCCUCACGGUGUGCCCGAGUGGUGGUGCCCGACGCAAGAGUCGUAUCACCACCAUCAUUUGAUGCAUCACUCGGGCGCCGCGGCCGCCUAUUGACCGCACCGCGCUUAGAGAACUCUUCAUUCGACGGUUAGUUGACAUAAGAACCAAUGCAAAUUCCUAAUAGUCACUUGUAAGUAGGUAGGUUAAAAUAUUUCCGUUUUGUGUUUCAGUGUGAGAACGAAAUUGAUUGAACAAUGUACUUGUAAAUUAACGUGGAAUGAAAAGUUUUUUAAGCGCAACUCGAGUGCUUUUUUAGGAGUACAAUACGCUUAUUAAUUAGUUCAUUAACAUAGUCCGACCAGUAAAUCUUAUACAGCCGUCCGAUGUCUUAGUGAAUCCAGCCACAGUUCUGUCUAUUAAUAUUCAUAAAGACGAUUCAAAAUAUAUUAGGAAGUAAUUAUCAAGGAAAUUAUGCAAAACUUAAAGAUAACUAGUUACUGACUAUUACUGCUAGUUGGAUGUAAUAUUCACAACGCGACAUAUUUUAAUAAACAAAGUGUGUUCACAAGGUUUGGUUGUCGCUUUUGUAUCUUUUAUACCUUAAGGGAAUAAAAUUACAAUACAGCAAAUAUUUUUGUCAACAUCUUUGUUGACAGUGAUUUAUUAUAUCUUUUUAUAUUGCUAUUACAACAGGCGUUUUGUAAAUUGAAUUCUUCCUACAUUUUUUUUAUAUAUUCAUGCGACCAGCAACGUGGUAAGAAAUUUUAAUUACUAUUAUAACUUGACAGCUAAUUACUUGAAGUUACAUUGUUUCCAGCACUAUAUUAUGAAUAUUUGACAAGCUGUACUUUACAUAAAAUUAUAACGAUCAUCAUGGCCAAAGCACCGAAGUCUUAAAACUACGAUUUAUAGGUUGUAAAAAUCAUGUAAAGUAACUUUAAGUUUAGCAUUGUGUAAAGAUAAUAAAUUCUAAGGAAAUGCCCAGUGAUAAUAGAAAUAAGCGAUUCAUUUUAUUGUAAAUUACUUAAUUGUAGUUGCUAUUUAAUUGUGCUACCUAUUUCUGAAUUGUAUGACUAUAAUGCUAUAUGUAUGUUCAUAAUAAUAUACUAUUUUUACACGGGCCGAUGUUUUAGAUAGAGAUGAUAAAUUUGAAACUUAUGUCUAUGAUAUUAUUAUAUACCUAUAAAUGACUGAAAGAGCACGAAGUAUUUUAAGUUAUUUUAAGAUGAAUUGUUGUAUUUUCUACAGCCCUGUAAAUA
Molecule: messenger RNA, 2952 nt
Organism: Galleria mellonella (greater wax moth)
Lineage: Eukaryota; Metazoa; Arthropoda; Insecta; Lepidoptera; Pyralidae
Gene: opa
Product: zinc finger protein ZIC 4
Exons: 3
Coding region: 479-1807 (442 amino acids)
Biological process (GO): regulation of transcription by RNA polymerase II; central nervous system development
Cellular component (GO): nucleus
Molecular function (GO): RNA polymerase II cis-regulatory region sequence-specific DNA binding; DNA-binding transcription factor activity, RNA polymerase II-specific
Source: RefSeq, a predicted model, not a curated record